This is a messenger RNA of Zalophus californianus (California sea lion), 3263 nucleotides long. Its product is annotated as leucine-rich repeat-containing protein 37A-like. Bases 369 to 3263 code for a protein of 964 amino acids. NCBI's taxonomy places the organism in Eukaryota, Metazoa, Chordata, Mammalia, Carnivora, Otariidae. The record is from RefSeq and is a predicted model, not a curated record. The transcript is spliced from 2 exons.
ACCAUCUCCAAUCCAGCGGGAAGUCCCAGAUCAGCCUCCAGCACCCCCUGAAAAUUUUGAACCUUUUCCAGUGCAGCAGGGAGUCCCAAUUCAGCCUGAAGAUCUUCCUGAGGAAAUUGAACUUCCUCCAAGCCAGCAGUGGAGCUCAGCUCUGUCUCAAGUGUCUGUUGUGGGUGUAGAACCUUCUCUAGGUCCAGCACGCAGUCCCAGCUCAGCGUCCAAAGCCCAGUGAGGGGAUCGGGCCUUCUCCAGUUCAGUGUGAGCACCCAGCUCAGUCUCCAGAGUCCUCUACAGAUAUUGUAUCUCAGGCUCCAGUACAUCAUGAGGUGACAUUCUCACCUCUAGGUCCCGGUCAAGCUCAGCAUCCAAUGUUGCCCAGUACCACAGUUCAACCUAUAGUUCUGGAGGCUUCCAUAACUCCAGUGCCAACUAAGGUUGAACAUUCUCCAGUGCAACAGGAGAUCCCUGCUCAGGCUCCAGUUCCCCCUGAGCAGAUUGAAUUUUCUUCAAUCCAGUUCAAGCCUCUUUCCCACUCUCCAGAGAUCCCCAAAAAUGAAUCUCUUCCAGGCCAACAGGAGCUCAUAGCUCAGACUCCAGACCCUCCUAACGAGGUAGAACCUGCUUCAGGCCAACAGGAGGUCCUAGCUGAGCCAUCAGAGCCCCCUAAGGAGAUUGAACCAUCUGCAAAUGAACAUGCAGUCUCAGCUCAUCCUCCAAAGCCCACUGAGAAGGUCAAACCUCCACCCCAGGAGGAGGCUCCAGCUCAGUCUUCUGUCCUCCAGCAGGCCCUAGCUACAUCUCCUGAGCCCCCCAAGGAGGUAGAACUUUUUCCCACACAGCCAGAUUCCCCAUCUCAGCCUCCCGAGCCCCCUGAGAAGGUAGAACCAUACCCACUCCAGCAGGAAGCCCCUGCUCAGCCUUUAGAGCCCCCUAAUGAGGCAGAAUCUUCAACCCAGCAGGAGGCUCUAGCUCAGUCUCCAGUUCACCAACAGGCCCCAGCUAAAUCUCCUGGGCCCCUUAAGGAGUUAGAACUUUCUCCAACCCAGCAGGAGGCCCCAGCUCAGUCCCCUGUCCCCCAGCAGGCCCCAGCUAUAUCUCCUGAGCCCCCUAAGGAGGUGGAAUCUUCUCCCACACAGCCAGAGGCCCCAGCUCAGCCUUCAGAGCCCCCUGAGAAGGUAGAACCAUCUCUAGCCCAGCGGGAAGCCCCAGCUCAGCCUCUAGAACUCCCUGACAAAGUGGAACCUUUUCCAGUCUCUCAAGAGACCCAUUCUCAGCUUCCACAGUCUCCUGAGAAGGUAGAAUCCUCUCCAGUCCUGCAAGAAGCCCCAUCUCUACCUCUAGAGCCCCUUAAGGAGGUAGAACCUUCUCCAACCCAGCAGGAGGCUCUAGCUCAGCCUCCAGAACCACCUAAGGAGGUUGUAGCACAACCUCCAGUCCAUAAUGAGGUGACAGUUCCACCUCUAGGACAAGCGCAAGCUCAGCAUUCAAACUUGCCCAGUGCCACUGUUAAACCUGUUGAUCUGGAGCUUACUGUAACUCCAGAACCUACUACAGAGGCUGAGCAUUCCAAGGCCCUGCAGCAGACUCUAUCUCUUCCAGAGGACCCCGAGGUGACACUUCCACAUCCAGAGCACGUUCAGGCUCAGCAAGAGCAUUUGACUGAAGUCACAGCUCAACCUUUAGACCUGGAGCUUACCGUAACUCCAGAACCCACUACAGAGUUUGAACAUUCUACAGCCCUGAAGAAAACUACAGCUCCUCCAAAGGACCUCGAAGUGACAUUUGCACACCUAGAGCAGGUUCAGACUCAGCAUCCAACUUUGGCUGAAGUCACAGUUCAACCUUUGGACCUGGGGCUUACCAUAACUCCAGAAUUCACUAAGGACACUGAACUUUCUCUACCUAGGCGGGGGACCCCAAUUCAGCCUCCAGAGCCACCUAAGCAGGUUGUUGUAGCUCAAUCUCCAGUAUAUCAGGAGGAGAUUGUUCAGACACCAGGUCAAGAUCAAGCUCAGCAUCCAUCAUCACCCAGUGUAACAGUUCAACUUUUGGACCUGGAGCUUACUGUAAGUCCAGAACCCACUAAAGAAGUUGAACAGUUUACAACGCUGAAAAAGACUACAUCUCCUCCAAAAGACCUUGAGGUGACACUUGCACUUUCAGAGCAGGUUCGGUCUCACCAUCCAACCUUAAAUAAAGUCACAGUUAAACCUUUGGACCUGGAACUUACCAUGACUCCAGAAUCUGCUGCCGAGGUUGAACCUUCUCCAGCCAUGCAUGAGAUCCCAGAUCAGCAUCCAGAGCCGACUAAGGAACUUGUAUCCCAACCUCACAUAUAUCAAGAGGCAGCAGUUCCAACACCACAUCAGGAUCAAGCUCAGCAUUGGUGGUCACCAAAUGUGACAGUUCAACCUUUGGAUCUGGAGCUUACCAUAACUCCAGAAUCUACUACAGAGGUUAAACAGUCUACAACCCUGCAGCAGACUACAAUUCCUCCAAAGGACCUUGAGGUGACAUUUCCACAGUCAGAGCAGGUUCAGGUUCAGCAUCCAACCUUAAAUAAAGUCACGGUUAAACCUUUGGACCUGGGGCUUACCAUAACUCCAGAACCUACUACAGAGACUGAAACUUCUCCAACCAUGCAAGAGACCCCAGCUCAGCCUCCAGAGCCACCUAAGGAGGUUGUAGUUCAAUAUCCGUUUCAUCAGGAGGUGACAGCUCCACCUCCAAGUAAGGAUCAAGGUCAGCAUCCAGCAUCACCCAGCACCACAUUGCAUCCUGUGGACUUGGGGCUUACCAUUACUCCAAAACCGAUUACAGGGGCUGCACGUUCUACAACCAUGAAGAAGACUAUAGCUCCUCCUCCAAAGGACCUUGAGGUGACACUUGCCCAUCCAGAACAGAGCUCCCCGAGGAGGCUGGGCCCAUCCCAGCCAAGCCGGAGGUCCCGGCUCAGCCUGCAGAGCGCCCUGAGGCUGCUGGGCCCACCCCAGCCCUGCCGGAGGCCCCGGAUCCUGCUGCAGAGCGCCCCGAGGAGCCUGGGCCCAACCCAGUGCAGCCGGAGGCCCCGGCUCCGCCAGCAGAGCGCCCCGAGUAGCCUGGGCCCAAUGCAGCGCAGCCGGAGGCCCCGGCUCCGCCUGCAGAGCGCCCCGAGGAGCCUGGACACACCCCAGCGCAGCCGGAGGCCCCGGCUCAGCCAGCGGAGCGCCCCGAGGAGGCUGGGCCCACCCCAGCCCAGCCAGAAACCCUGGCUCAGCGUGUAG